UCCACUAACACUAUCGCUACUUAUUUCAAUAUGCCCACUCACUCUAACACUAUCUUCCUCCCCCGCUCUCUCUCUCUCCUUUUUCUGCUACUAAACGACGACGCUUUCCUCGCUGUCAAGAUUCCCUUCUCCCUUAUCUCCCCCUAACCCUAACCCAAUUUUCUCGAGAACCAAACGCCCCUUUACCUCUCUAAUUAACCCCCUAAUUCCCAAUGGGUUGUGCUAGCUCCAAGGUUGAUGAUCUUCCGGCAGUGGCGUUAUGCCGUGAGAGGUGUAGUUUUCUUGACGAAGCGAUUAACCAGAGGUUUUUAUUAGCUGAUGCUCAUAGAGUUUAUAUUGAGUGUUUAAAAACUGUUGGGAAUUCUUUGCAUGUUUUUAUCCAGCAGGAUUAUGGCGGCGGUGGGUCGGGUUUGAAUUUACCGUUUACGCAUAAGAAGGUGGAUCCGGUUAUUGAUGAAGGUAGAGGCUCUUCACCUAAGAAGAAUCGUCACUCGCACUCGAAUUCGGGUUCGGGUUCCCAUCUUCAUUUUCAUUCGGAUUCUGAGGAGGAUGACGAUGACGAUUCUGUUUCGCAUAUUCAUCACUCUGAUCAUUCUUCUCCUUUGCAUGAUAUGGGUGGUGGUGGUGGGCAUAUGCAGUAUAUGGGUUCUGAGUAUAUGGGUAUGCAGGAUAUGUAUUCUGGCGGCGGAGGUGGUGCUGGUGGUGGAGGAGGUGGAGGUGGGUAUUUGCAUAUGAAUUAUAUGAAGAAUAAAGCAACAUCUUCGGUUGUUUAUGAGCAGAGACCUAUGACUCCUGAGACUGUUCGUUUUGGCGAGUAUUAUAAUAAUAAUUCUAAUAAUAAUCCUUAUCAGGCGAAUUACUUUGGAUAUCCUAAUUAUUAUGGUGAUGGUGGUGGUGGUGGUGGUGGAGGGGGAGGUGGUUACUAUGGUUCUCAACCUCCUCCUUAUGGAUCUAUGCAGCCGGCGGCAGCUGUGGCUUCAUCUUCGAAGCGGCCACCGCCGCCACCACCGCCCCCUCCUUCGAGUUCACCGUGGGAUUUCUUGAAUUUGUUUGAGAGUAAUGAGAGUUAUUACCCUGCUUAUACUCCGAGUCGGGACUCAAAGGAGUUGAGAGAAGAGGAAGGGAUUCCUGAUUUGGAAGAGGAGAAUUACCAACAUGAGGUUGUUAAGGAGGUUCAUGGUCAUGAGAAGUACGUCGAUGGUGGUGGUGGUGGUGGGGGUGGUCCUAGUGGCGGUGUUUACUCGUCGAAAUCAGUGAUGAUGGAUGACGGUGAUGCUAAGGGUGGUGGUGGUAGUAAUAGUGUUGAGGCUUCACUUUAUCAAACUCGACCUAGUGUGUCUAUGGAAAAUGAAGGAUUGGAGUAUGAGGUGCAUGUAGUGGAGAAGAAAGUUGUCGAUAAUGAGAGGUCGGAUGAGCAUAAAAAUGCUGGAUUUAAAAGAGGAGGUGGGCUAAGAGAUGUUUCUCAAGUUGCUUUUGAAAUCAAGAUUCAAUUUGAGAGAGCUUCUGAGUCUGGUCAAGAAAUUGCAUUGAUGCUUGAAGUUGGAAGGCUUCCUUAUCACCGUAAGCAUGUUUCCAAGAUGUUGCAAGGAGUCACUCCUUCGUUAUCUCUAAUAUCCUCACAGCCAUCUACUUCAAAAAGUACCGAGGCAUCAUCCUCCGCUGAUAAGGCUGAUCAAUUUGCAAUUGACGAGGAUUUGUUAAUAAGGUCGAAAAACCUUUCUUCCACUUUGCAGAAGCUGCAUCUCUGGGAGAAGAAACUGUACAGUGAAGUUAAGACUGAGGAGAAAAUGCGGGUAGACCAUGAGAGGAAGCUUCGUAAACUGAAGCAUUUGGAUGAGAGAGGUGCCGAGGCUCAUAAAGUUGAUGCAACUCGAAUUUCGAUUAGGGAUCUGUCUACAAAAAUAAAAAUUGCAAUUCAAGUUGUAGAUAAGAUAUCUAUCACAAUAAACAAAAUUAGGGAUGAAGAGCUAUGGCCGCAACUAAAUCUAUUGAUUCAGGGGUUAACCAGGAUGUGGAAAAGUAUGCUGGAAUGCCAUCAGUAUCAGUGUCAAGCUAUUAAAGAAGCUAAAGGAUUAGGUUCUAUCGGAUUGAGUAAAAAUUCUGGUGAUGAGCAUCUUACAGCCACGUUGAAGCUUGAGCAUGAUCUUCUUUGUUGGACUUCUAGCUUUUCUAGUUGGAUAGGAACCCAGAAGGGAUAUGUGAGAGCCUUGAACAAUUGGCUCAGUAAAUGUCUAUUAUAUGAACCAGAAGAAACUCCAGAUGGAAUCGCUCCCUUUUCACCCGGCAGGAUAGGUGCACCUCCAGUGUUUGUCAUAUGUAAUCAGUGGGCACAGGCUAUGGAUGCAAUCUCUGAGAAGGAAGUCAUUGAUGCUAUGCGCAGUUUUGCCUCAAAUGUGCUUAAGCUUUGGGAACAGGAUAUACUAGAAAUGCGGCAGAGAAUGACGGCCAACAAAGAUUUGGAGAGAAAAGUUAAGACUUUAGAUAGACAAGAUCAAAGGAUACACAAGGAGAUUCAAGCAUUAGACAAGAAAAUUGUUCUUGUUGCUGGAGAUGCUUAUAGUCUCUCAGUGGCUGGAAACAUUGUAUAUCAGAGCGACACUAGUAACAGUAGCCUACAAGGAAGUCUACAACGUAUUUUUGAGUCCAUGGAGAAGUUCAUGUCUGAGUUGACAAAGGCAUAUGAGGAGCUGAUUCAACGCACUGAAGAAGAAAGGCUUGCCCGAGAGCAUGACAGAGUCUCUUAGGACAGUUUGGAGCAAGUAGAAUGAACAUCUCUUUGAUGUUGCUUGUCGUGCAAUUUUUAUUCCCCUGAUAUAUUGCAUGACGGAAUUGCUAGAACUUAUUAUAUGAGGUUAUGCUGUUCCCACUCUUGGAAUGGUGUUCUGGUUGAUUCAAGGUUUCAUCUCUCGGGGAUGAUGGCGGGUCUUGGUUCUGUUCCGAUUCAUAUUUCCUGCUUAGAUUUUUGGAAAGGGUACGAGUUGCCAAGGAGGUGUGAUAAUAUCAUCUCGUUUGCGUCAUCAACCAUCAAUGGCCGUAAACGCAUUGAGCCAAACACUGCAAGCAAUUGAAAUCAUAUGAAGGGCCUAUAAACUCAUACUGAUAAGAAUAUCGAUACCUCACAAGUGAUCGACAAUGAUGAUGCCAACAUCGUCCAGUGCUUGUUGACGCCGUAUCGACAAAUGAUAUUGAUUUGCCUUCAAGCACCAAGCUUUCAUGGAAGGAUCGCAGGAAUGGGAUUGACAAUUCAAACAAUACAAUCUGGUCACUCUAUGUAAAGCAGAUUUCUCUUCGAUUUUGCAUGAGGAUGAGUUCAGAUGUAGGCGUAAGGGCUGUGUAGAGUGACGCAAGUCGGAGAAAUGCCCUACGAUCGGAUGUAUGGUAAAAUAGCUUCACUUGUUUCUUUUUUUUUUCAACUAUUUAUUUGUAUUAUUUUGUACAGGCAUUUUCACUGAAAAGGCUUACAAUAAAGAGUAUUUCUGAAAAUGUGCCCACUUUUAAGAGAUGUUGCCUAUAGAUGGCAUAGAGUACUCUGCAAUUUCAGGCUGCUCAAGCUGUGCAAUCUUUCACAAUUUUUUUUCCUAUGUUGAUAGGCUCAUCAUGUGUUUUUGUUACUCCCUAGUUUUCUAGCUAUUCUGACCAGAUUCUGUCAACAAUUUAUGAGUGGUUUGACAUUAUAAAAUUCUUGUUUUUCA
This is a messenger RNA of Mercurialis annua (annual mercury), 3692 nucleotides long. Its product is annotated as protein ALTERED PHOSPHATE STARVATION RESPONSE 1. The coding region runs from base 213 to 2744 and encodes 843 amino acids. The transcript has 4 exons. The record is from RefSeq and is a predicted model, not a curated record. NCBI's taxonomy places the organism in Eukaryota, Viridiplantae, Streptophyta, Magnoliopsida, Malpighiales, Euphorbiaceae.